This is a messenger RNA of Knipowitschia caucasica, 300 nucleotides long. NCBI's taxonomy places the organism in Eukaryota, Metazoa, Chordata, Actinopteri, Gobiiformes, Gobiidae. The record is from the annotation of a GenBank genome assembly.
AUGGCCUUCAGAAAAUUCCUUCCCUUGUUUGACCGGGUGUUGGUGGAGCGUUUAACAGCAGAGACUGUCACCAAGGGGGGCAUUAUGCUACCAGAGAAGGCACAGGGCAAAGUGCUUCAGGCCACAGUUGUAGCAGUCGGUCCUGGAUCAGUAAAUCAGAAAGGAAAUAUUCAGCCGCUUAGUGUAAAAGUUGGAGAGAAGGUCCUUCUGCCGGAAUAUGGUGGAACUAAAGUUAUGCUAGAUGACAAGGACUACUUCUUGUUCCGGGAUGCAGACAUACUUGGCAAAUAUGUUGAUUAA